UCUCCGCAUUGCCAUGGCUGCCAGGGGCGCAGGGCCGGCCAGCGAGAGCUUGCGCUAUGCCGAGUACGCGCCCCCGGCCGCCAAACGGCCAGAGUCCGACUUCGACCAGGGACUGGCCAGGACACUGAUAGCGGUGGGGCUAGGGGUGGCAGCCUUUGCAUUUGCAGGUCGCUAUACAUUUCAAAUCUGGAAGCCUCUGGAACAAGUAAUCACAGAAAUUGCAAAGAAGGUUCAACCUCCUAGCCUUUCAUCCUACUAUAAAGGAGGAUUUGAGCAGAAAAUGAGUAGGCGAGAAGCUAGUCUUAUUUUAGGCAUAAGCCCAUCUGCUGGCAAGGCCAAGAUUAGAACAGCUCACAGGAGAAUCAUGAUUUUGAAUCACCCAGAUAAAGGUGGAUCUCCUUAUUUAGCAACCAAAAUAAAUGAAGCAAAAGACUUGCUGGAAUCCAGCACCAGACAGUGAUGCUCAAGGACUGCUGUAAUGGGGAGUGGAGCUUUGAAAAAUGUAAUAAAGUUCUGCAAAGUGAAACUCUGCCAUUGCUUUCUAAUUUAUGCAUAAGUAUUAUUCGACCACAGAACAGACUGAUUGUUCCUUGUUGAUCUAUUUGAAAAUAAAAUAUGAAUGUA
Messenger RNA from Trichosurus vulpecula (common brushtail), 624 nucleotides. RefSeq names its product DnaJ heat shock protein family (Hsp40) member C15 (gene DNAJC15). The coding region runs from base 14 to 460 and encodes 148 amino acids. Gene Ontology annotation, molecular function: ATPase activator activity. Gene Ontology annotation, biological process: protein import into mitochondrial matrix. Gene Ontology annotation, cellular component: PAM complex, Tim23 associated import motor. Lineage: Eukaryota; Metazoa; Chordata; Mammalia; Diprotodontia; Phalangeridae. The record is from RefSeq and is a predicted model, not a curated record. The transcript has 6 exons.